Molecule: messenger RNA, 2820 nt
Organism: Nematocida parisii ERTm1
Lineage: Eukaryota; Fungi; Microsporidia
Exons: 1
Coding region: 1-2820 (939 amino acids)
Source: RefSeq, a predicted model, not a curated record
AUGAGACAUUUAAAGAAGUCCUUUAUUAUACUUGGAAUACUGUGGAUGGUAUUUAUAAAUAAAACGAAGUGCAGUGUGUUAAAGAUAAAAGAUAAAAAGCACAACAAUCGAGAUAAAAUAUGCCCAUACAAUACAAAAUUGGGAUCAUGUAAAAAUAGAGUAAAUUCAAGCAUGAAUGCAGUAGCAAGUGAGCCACUACUAGAACAAAAUAAAAAUAGCGAUGAACAUAAUCUAGUGAUCGACAUUAAAAUAGAUCUGGUGCCAUCUACUACUAUUAAUUCUAUUAAUACCAGGCUUGGCCAUAAUUCUAAGAAAAAUUGUAUAUUACGUGAAUAUAAAAAUGAAAAUAAGUAUAAUAUACGAAACUUUACUAGUUAUAUAGAAGAUAUUGAGAAUGUAGUGUUUUUUCGGUCAAAUAAGAAAUGCCCACAAGAUCCAAUAAAAAAAAGAUCAGUGGCUAUAAUUAACAAAUGGAAGAAAAACUCAAAAACAAACAUUUGGUUCAUGGCUCAGAGUUUAACACCUGUUUUUUUUAGAAGAUUUUAUUUUCUUAAUGAUAUAAUUAAAACAAACCCCUCUGAUUUAGGUACUAUAACUAAUCCAUUAUAUUAUGAUGGAUUUCUAGAAGAUUUAGUUAAAUAUAUUAAAAUGCAUGGGCAGAGGGUAUAUACUUAUAAAGAAGCACAAAUUAGAUCUUAUAAAUUUAAAAAAGAAACUCUUGGUGACAUCUGGCUGAAUAAAGAAAUAAAUAUAUACUGCUGCUGCAGUGGUAUAGAUAUGCAAAUGGCUACAAAGGAAACAGAAGAAGGUAUAAAAGAAGAUGAAAAAUUCAAAAAUAAAUUAAAUACAAUUUUUUACAUACCAGAAGUAUACGAAGACUUCUAUAAACUACCAUUAAAGGAAGUUAGUAAAUUUUUCUUUCAUAUUGAAGAAGACUUAAAUAAAACCAUUAAAAUUGUGGAUGCACUAAAUGAUAGGUAUAAAUCUAUAAAAGAGUUACUGGGUCUAAAACCCAUCAUAUUGUAUCUUAUAAGCACAGCACAAAAAGACACUGUGCAAAUAGAGAUAUUCUAUAAUCAAAUUAAAGAAUUAAAAGUUAACUCAGACCACAGUAGGCCUAUAAAUACUUUUAAUUCAAUAGAAAUAUACUAUCUAGUACACAAUGCAGUUUAUAUUUUUUAUAUACAUUAUACGCUAAUGUAUAAAUUAGAUAAAGAAUCAAAACAGGCUAUUAAAAGUAGAACUCCGCUUUUGCAUAUAUAUAGCAUACAUCCAAAUCGAAUGUAUAGCAAAAUAAUGGGAGGUCCUACUACUUUAGUUCCAAGAUAUUUAAAAUUUUCUACCGAGCUAACAAGAGUAAAUAAAAUAGAAAAUGGACAAUUUGACUCAGAUAUUCUAAGACUACACAGAACAAACUACGCUUAUAUUAAAGAAAACAACACAAUCUUAUCUAUUAAAGACCACUAUCACAUACAGUUUGUAGAUAAUGAACGGCAUACGGUUGAGAUGAUUCAUCUUCCAUUAUACUUACACAAAAAAGACAAUGGAGAUUCUUUAGUUUACUUCUUUCAUACAAUUAGGUGCAUAGUGCUUUAUUUAAAGAUGCUAUUUAGAAUUGGAGAAAAUAGAAAACAUGGUAUGGUUGGAAAUAUUUAUCCAUUUAAGUACAAUAGAAAGGACUGUACGUGGUCUUUGAUAACAGAAAACUCUGAUUUAGAUAGAACUGUGCAGAUAAUAGAAGAAGAGAACUGUAAUGUAGUUUUCUACUACAUAAAAGAAAAUAUAUACUUAGAAGAAUUUUGCUUUGCUCAGUUCAUUUAUCCGGAUCACAUACAAGAUGAAGUUAAAGAUGAUAACAUUAACAAGCCAAGAAUACCAUUAUUUCUUUCUAAAUUAAUGGUUUCUGGCGCUUUUUUAGGCCCUUAUGAUGAAUAUAGCCUUAAUUAUGAUGUUUUCAGACUGAUGGAUUAUAAAAACUUAAAGCCAAUAGAGUAUAUACAAACUUAUACAAAAAAUUAUCGCAUUAAACCUUUAUUCGAUAUUGAUGGUUACAAUCACGAAUUAUUGUUGUUAAACAAUCACACAGGAGAAAGCACACUAAAUUAUGCCAUUAAACACUAUUAUAGUGAUUUCUUUAUAAAAAACUCAACAGAUCCGUAUGAGGACUUUCGCUGCUACUACAUGAAUAUUCAACAAAAAAUUAAUAAAGAAACAGGAAAUGUAACAAUUCACUGGAAUGCAAGGGAAUACAGCAGUGUAUAUGAAUAUACAAUAUACAGUUUUGAUAGUGAUAUAAAAGAUGAAAGAGCCCAUAUGAGUGCUGUUAAUCAACCGGCCCACGCCUCUUUUAUUGAUAUGCUGCAGAGAAAGAACCCAUCUCUGGAUAUGGCAAUGUACGGCCACUGUUUUUAUAAAAAUAGUACUGAUGCUGACUAUAACAAUAAUCCUCUGUUUUGUCUUACCAUGAAGGACCUACUAGAAAGACUAAACGCGUAUUUAGUAGAUCUAAAUAAAAAAGACAAAAUAUUGGAUAUAAUAAGCAGAGCAAUUCUAUUUAAUAAGAAAUAUAGCAAAAAGUUCAUUCUAAAAGAUAUUUCUGAAAUGAUUCAAAGCACAAAACUUGAAGAAAUUAAAGAAAGUAAAGAGGGAGUCAUAUCUAUAAGAGAUAACAACUAUAAUGGUUGUAAAUAUGGCAUUCACUAUGAUAUUUUAAAAUUGUUCGCCAAUAAUAAAUAUAUAUCAUCGGAUAUGCGAGUGUUUGACGAAUAUAUGCAUACAAAGUAUAUGGCUUCCUCAUCGGUAUAUGAAGAAGCAAAAUAA